UAAACUGUCACACAAAUGGUCCCAAACCACCAUAUAAUAUCUCUAAAGACCAGAUCAACCACGAUUCCACCACGCUUCCACCAUCCACCAUCCACCUCCUCAUCUUCAUCGUCCACGUGUCGUUCAUCCAAUGGGCCCUCCCCAUCUCUAACCGCCUUUAGUAUCGCCCAGCUUUGUUGUUCUCCUCGUCUCUUCACCACUCAAAAUCCUUUCAGUUGUUCUUCAGUUUUUGAGCCUUUUGAGGAAGUGAAGAAAGAGCUAGAUCUUGUCCCCACUCUGGCUCAAGCUUCUUUAGCUCGUCAAAAGUACACUGAUGAGUGUGAUGCUUCUAUCAACGAGCAAAUCAAUGUCGAAUACAAUGUCUCCUACGUGUACCAUGCCAUGUUUGCCUACUUCGACAGGGACAACGUUGCGCUCAAGGGUCUUUCCAAAUUCUUCAAGGAAUCCAAUUUAGAAGAGAGAGAGCAUGCUGAGAAAUUGAUGGAAUAUCAGAACAAAAGAGGUGGAAAAGUGAAGCUGCAAUCCAUAUUCAUGCCCCUCACGGAGUUUGAUCAUGUUGAGAAAGGAGACACAUUAUACGCUAUGGAUCUUGCCUUGUCCCUGGAGAAACUAACAAAUGAAAAGCUCUUGAACUUGCACAGGGUAGCUGAGCAGAGCAAUGAUGUGCAGCUGACUGAUUUCAUUGAAGGCGAGUUCCUAUCUGAACAGGUGGAAGCCAUCAAGAAAAUAUCAGAGUAUGUAGCUCAGUUGAGAAGAGUUGACAAAGGCCAUGGGGUGUGGCACUUUGAUCAAAUGCUUCUUCAUGAGGGGGAGGCAGCUGUUGCAUAAAACUGGGGAAUUGUUGAAUAAGGUUAGAUUUUGAUUGUAAGAUGUAAAACUCUCGUGUUGAUGAUUAGAGA
This is a messenger RNA of Hibiscus syriacus, 899 nucleotides long. RefSeq names its product ferritin-3, chloroplastic-like. The record is from RefSeq and is a predicted model, not a curated record. The transcript has 8 exons. Gene Ontology annotation, cellular component: cytoplasm. Lineage: Eukaryota; Viridiplantae; Streptophyta; Magnoliopsida; Malvales; Malvaceae. Gene Ontology annotation, molecular function: ferric iron binding; ferrous iron binding. Gene Ontology annotation, biological process: intracellular iron ion homeostasis; iron ion transport. The coding region runs from base 16 to 828 and encodes 270 amino acids.